AUGAGCUCGAACUUAUUUAGCCCUGAAAAUGAUAAUGGAAACUUCGGUCGUACCCCCUCCUCGCCGUCAAAGCUUAGCCUUAUCAACGCCAAUUCUCCGUCCCUCUUUGAGUACCCCGCUCCUCAAACAAGCGUUUCCCGCACAGAUAAACUGCCGCUCCUCCAAUACGGAGACUGGGUUGAAGGAAAGGCUUAUGAUGAGGACCCACCAACCUGUAUUCACUAUUGGAUUGAGUGGAAGGUUACUCUUAACACUAAGACCGUGAUUAAGGAUACAGAACAAGAUCUGGUUCUUGCCCCUGGGUUUUAUUGGAGGCUGUUCUUCCAACCAAAAUUGAGAGAGAAGCUAUGCCUCAAAUAUCCGCACAAAAAGAUUGCAUUAGACGACACAUCCAUUGUGGUGACAGUUCCUCGGCGUGACAAACUUACUCGACAGUUUGGUAAGACAGAUAUUGACUGGCCUGGUAUUGAGAAACAGCUUCUCGAAUGGGGUUAUCACUUUCUUGCCGGCAAGAAAUUGAAACUUAUGAUAUCGGCAACUGACAAACGAGGCACUUCUUCUGCCACCCAGGGUAUGCUUCAAGAUCUUGAUCGGGAGGUCAACACGGAGAAGGAACUAACUGGAGAGCCUGCGGCCUGGAGGCAUGUCUAUAUGAUAAUACGCUGUCCCGGGUCGUGUGAGUUAGGGCCGCACUGUUGGCAGGAUCCUUACGGAAAGAAACAUUAUAAACUGUACAGAGACGAACUUUUGAACCUGGUCAAAUAUGUGAAGAGUGGGAAGAGAUUAGAGUCCCAUGAAGACGUGCCUGGCAUGAUUCGUGAACAGAUCUACAAGGCUGAGAGGCGACGGCUUGAAGGGCAAAAAGGUUGUAGUCGCCUUACAUCAGAGUCUACCUAUCUACCGAUUACUAUCACAAACGUGUUUCCCGCACAGGUCACGCAGCAGGGUAUGUUAUCAUCGCCACCGACCUCGGAAAACGUGACCAUUUGUGUAACCAAGGCCUCGCGACUUAAAUUAGCAGGUUUUCGUGACGCCAAUGUCCAGGCCUACUGUGACUGGCAACAGUCACAAGUUGAGAAUGAGUCGUGGAAGGAUGAAUUUCGCAAAGCGUGUAACGUGGCUCUAGGUGAUGGGUUAGACUUAGACCAGAUCGACGAAUUAAAUGAUCCCGAAUACUUCAAGAAUCGGGGAGUAAAAUGGGGUAUUGCUCGUCGAUUCGUUAGGGAUAUUAGAUACUGGGCAGACAACUUUUAUUAUUCUGUAGAUGGUAGGGAGUCAGAUUGA
Aspergillus affinis is the source of this 1284-nucleotide messenger RNA. RefSeq lists its product as uncharacterized. The transcript has 3 exons. Bases 1 to 1284 code for a protein of 427 amino acids. The record is from RefSeq and is a predicted model, not a curated record. NCBI's taxonomy places the organism in Eukaryota, Fungi, Ascomycota, Eurotiomycetes, Eurotiales, Aspergillaceae.